AUGGCGGCGGCGGCGGUGGCCGGAGCGCGGGAAAGCGGGGAGCCGGGCCAGCCGGGCCAGCCGGGCCAGCCGGGCCAGCCGGGCCGCCGGGCCCUGUACUUCUGCGGGAGCGUCCGCGGCGGGCGCGAGGACCGGGCGCUGUACGGGCGGAUCGUGUCGCGGCUGCGGCGCUUCGGGGCGGUGCUCACGGAGCACGUGGCGGCCGCCGAGCUGGGCGCGCGCGGGGAAGAGGCUGCUGGGGGUGACAGGCUCAUCCAUGAGCGGGACCUGGCCUGGCUGCAGGAGGCAGAUGUGGUGGUGGCAGAAGUGACCCAGCCAUCGUUGGGUGUGGGCUAUGAGCUGGGCCGGGCUGUGGCCCUCAAUAAGCGGAUCCUGUGCCUCUUCCGUCCGCAGUCUGGCCGAGUGCUUUCAGCCAUGAUCCGGGGAGCAGCAGACGGCUCGAGGUUCCAGGUGUUGGACUACGAGGAGGGCCAGGUGGAGGCCAUGCUGGAUCGAUACUUUGAGGGUGACCCUUCCUAGCAGAUGGCUGCCUCCCCUGACCCAACUGCUUGAUUUAACCCCACUUUGUUAAUUCUUCUAAUCCCAGACUCUGCUCUAGUACCCUUCCUACCUCUUAGCCC
Messenger RNA from Neomonachus schauinslandi (Hawaiian monk seal), 620 nucleotides. Its product is annotated as 2'-deoxynucleoside 5'-phosphate N-hydrolase 1-like. Gene Ontology annotation, biological process: deoxyribonucleoside monophosphate catabolic process. The transcript has a single exon. Bases 1 to 519 code for a protein of 172 amino acids. Gene Ontology annotation, cellular component: nucleus. Lineage: Eukaryota; Metazoa; Chordata; Mammalia; Carnivora; Phocidae. The record is from RefSeq and is a predicted model, not a curated record. Gene Ontology annotation, molecular function: 5-hydroxymethyl-dUMP N-hydrolase activity.